UAUUUUCGAAAUCCAAUUUCGGGAAAAAAAUGCUCCGAAAUGAACUAAAUAUCCCAGGGAACAAGUGUCUUCCAGGUACAAACACUGAACUUCCAAUGGUUGUAGUGGCCGAUGAGGCUUUCCCUCUCACAAACAACAUCAUGAGACCCUAUCCUGGGAAGAAUUUGACGAAAGAACAAAGAAUCUUCAACUACCGAUUGAGUAGGGCUAGGAGGAUAUCCGAAAAUGUGUUCGGCAUUUUAGUGCAAAAAUUCCGUAUGUUCCUCAGGCCUCUCCAGGGAAAUCCUGAUAACAUAACGAGAAUUAUUCUCGCAGCGUGCAUUUUGCACAACUUUAUUCGAAAUCACGAAGGCUGGAAAGUGCCAGAACUCACUCAAGGUACUGAUGACACAACUCCAGGAGAGAGAUCUCGUCUUCAGAGCUUCCCUCGUCGACGAGGAAGGGAAAACCACGAAGCCUUUGAUGUGAGGGAACAGUUUAAAGAAUUCUUCAAUUCCCCGGACGGUAGUGUGGAGUGGCAAGAACGAGUUCUCAUGAUGUAAUUUGAAUUGAUUUACAUUCUU
Molecule: messenger RNA, 563 nt
Organism: Macrosteles quadrilineatus (aster leafhopper)
Lineage: Eukaryota; Metazoa; Arthropoda; Insecta; Hemiptera; Cicadellidae
Exons: 1
Coding region: 30-542 (170 amino acids)
Source: RefSeq, a predicted model, not a curated record